UCCGUAGAAAACUCAGUGCGCAUGCGUAUCCAGACGUGGCAGCGGCAUCAUGGCCUCCUGGAACCGCUACGGGAGUCGGAUGAGAGAGGCGAAAAUGUUCGUGUUGCUGUUGUGGCUUCUGUCGGUUCUGGAGGCAGUGAAGGUAUCUCCUCUCAUAGAGAAAGUCAGUGACCACAAAGACUUCAAGAAGCUGCUCAGGACGAGAACCAAUGUUCUGGUGCUUUACACCAAAACAGCUACAUCAGGGGACUCCCACCUGAAACUGCUGUCUGAUGUUGCCCAGACAGUAAAGGGCCAAGGGACUAUUGCCUGGGUCAACUGUGGAGAUUCAGAGGGCCGUAAACUGUGCAAGAAAGUGAAGGUAGACCCGAGCCCCAAACGUGGAGGAGCAGAGCUGCUGCAUUACAAAGAUGGGACGUUUCACACCGAGUACAACAGGCCCGCUACCUUCAAGUCGAUGGUAACAUUUUUGAAAGACCCAUCAGGGCCCCCACUGUGGGAGGAGAACCCUGAGGCGAAAGAUGUCAUCCACAUAGAGACAGAAAAAGACUUCAGGAAGCUGUUGAAGAAGGAGGAGAGGCCAGUCCUCAUGAUGUUUUAUGCUCCCUGGUGUGGUGUUUGCAAGAGAAUGCAACCCAUUUUUCAGCAAGCAGCCACGGAGACAAAGGGAAAAUAUGUUCUGGCAGGGAUGAAUGUGCAUCCGGCAGAGUUUGAUGGCCUCAAGCAGGAGUUCAACGUCAAAGGCUACCCGACCUUCUGCUACUUUGAGAAGGGGAAGUUCCUUCACCACUAUGAGAAUUACGGAGCCACAGCCAAGGAUAUCACGGACUGGAUGAAGAAUCCCCAGCCCCCACAGCCGAAGACCCCCGAGGUGCCGUGGUCGGAGACGGACUCACCAGUCUUUCACCUGACCGAUGAGUCCUUUGACAGCUUCCUGGAGGAACAUCCUACAGCGCUGGUCAUGUUCUACGCCCCCUGGUGUGGCCACUGCAAGAAAUGAAGCCAGAGUAUAGAUGAAGCUGCCUGAAAUACUCACAAGGGCGCAGAUAGUCCUGGCGUGUUGGCAGCAGUGGAUGCCACAGUGCACAAAGCUGUAGGAGAUCGUUCAAGAUCUCCGGUUUCCCAACUGUUAAGUUAUUUUGAGGAGUGGCGAGGAGAAGUACAGCACCUGCCACAGCCCGAAGCCAAAGAGAAGAUCAUCGAGUUCCAUGCACAUCCUCAGGCACCUCCUCCACCUGAGCAGUCUUGGAGGACAAGCCCUCAAAGUGUCAGCCAUCUUGGAUCAGAGGACUUCGAGAGCUCUGAAGAAGAAGAAACACGCUUUGGUGUGUUUUACGCUCCGUGGUGUCCACACUGUAAAAAUGCCGUCCCCCACUUCACCACAGCAGCAGAGCUCUUCAAAGAGGACCGCAAGAUUGUGUAUGCUGCCCUGGACUGCACAAAAGGACAGAACAAUGAACUUUGUAAGCAAGAAGGUGUGGAAGGAUACCCGACGUUCAACUACUACAACUAUGGCAAGUUUGUGGAAAAAUAUAACGGAGAUCGUGGGGAGGCUGGAUUCACGGGUUUCAUGCGCAGUCUGAGAGGACGUGACCAGGAGAAGGUGGUGAAGAAGAAGGAGGAGCUCUGAGGGCGGCUUGCACGGACGACGAGGGGAGCAAUGCACUGUGACCCUUCAGCCUUGCAAAGGGCCCUAUCAGCACUGACAUGGGAGACUCGAUGACCUCAGUGAAAGGCUAUUUUUUAUACCGUGUUGAUCCCAUUUCUAAUAAUACCAACAGAGUACAUUUGAGAUUUUUGGUUUUCACGGAUGUUCUGAUGGGCAGAAAACACACUAAAAAGGUGAUUGUUUUUAUUUUUAUUUUUUAAUUUUUGCCCAAUCACUGUGACUGAAUAUUUGAAAAGCUACACCCUAUACUGUAUCUAUGCAAUACUGACCCCUACUUAGCCCUGUGAGAGGGUCUGUGUGACUGACUGAUGGUGGUUAGUUAAAGUCCAUUGCUCCACAAGGGUCCUCAUCCAGUCCCAUCAGCUGCACUCUGCCUCGAGAUGAGACUCACACUGUUCAUUCACGAUGUGGUUCCGAUUUCUAUGUACAGAACCUUUAUGUCUUUAGAGCCAUCAAGAGUACUGCUGUUAUUCUCACAGAUCAUUUGGAAAAUAGUUGCAUUUAACACCAACAUCAUCAGAAAAAAGUUGUUGUACAGUAAAAUGUGAAGUGCUGCAGUAGGUAAUAAGUAACUGUAGCGAUGUGAAGUAGGUAAAAUUGUGAGUCUGCACUAUCAUGAUUGGUUUUGCUUUUAGAAAGGACUUGAACAAAGGUUUUGUUUGCUCAAAACUGUGGCCUUAAAGAUAAGACAUAUAAUAAUGAGUGGAAGGAAAUCAGAGGCCUAGAGCCCUUGGAAAGUCUCUCAUGAUGCAAACCAGUCCACAUAUAAGGAAAAAAUAUAACAUGAAAUGCCAAAUAUUACUGCAAAUUGCCCUUCAUGUGUUCAUGCUUUGUACAUUUCCAAGGAUGACUAACAGCGGUAGUGAUGUUUUACCUGUUGUACUGCCUCUGUUGUUUCUUCAGACUGGAAUUGCAUUAAUGUUUUACCAAGGAUAGGGCUCAUUUGCAUAAGCAUGGGAGAUGCUCAGGCGUGGCGGUUAAAUAUUGCAUGUUGAUCAUAAAAUGUCCAAAUCAUGAAUCUUACUUCCAUUUACUGAAGCAAUCACGGAUUCUGCUGAACAUCCCGCAAUCCCCCCUCUGCAUUCACGCAUUGCUGGAAUAUUUCAGACCUCUGGUUUACUCUUCUUUGGCAUUCAGGAAUUUUUUGUUUGUUUGUUUGUUUGAGGCUGCCCAAUCUGUUUUCUGCCACUUUCUCCUGAACCGAUGCAACACCAAGGAGUGAAGUGCGAAGUAACAGCUCUCUGGACAUUUUUCGCCUCAGUCUGCAUCCACCAGCCUUGCCUUCGGCCUGGAAUUACUCUGCUUCAAUUAGUCCAAACAGUGCUCUCCCAUGCCUUCCAUCAUAUUUAAAAUGGAUGACUUCAACAUACAUCCAAGGAGUAAUUAACUAUUAAGUGAAGUCUCCUCCAGGCCCUCUUCCAUUCCUCGCAGCAUAACACCAUCAAUUUGGGGCCAUAAUCAUCAUUACCUUUUUUUUGACAAUUAUUCUUUUCUUUUUUUUUUUAAUUUUGUGUUUUCAGCUCCCAUGCUUCAGCCUCAAUGAAUAUUUAAAGGCUUAUCUGUAGCUGAACUUGUCUUUUAUUAUUCAUGACUUUGGUUUCUUUCAUUAUGAAUAAGGUUCUCAGGGAUAGCGAAACACAGUUAAAGGGAACUCGUUUGUUUGUAAUUUUGCAUUCCAGCUAAAUAAUUUUUGAGUCCUAAGAUCACCAAAUUGAAUAUUGUUUACAUUUACAUCCCAAGGAAUAAAAAAAAAAUAUUGAAUUGUCCUUUCUCUGUGCUACAUCAUGACAACAUGUAUUGAAUAAUACUGUCAGAACACAUAACUGAAGCAUUUCAAAUUGACGUUGUGAUUCUUGAUGAAUUCAUUCCAAGUGAAACCAUCUUAAAUGUUCUGGCUGGCACCAAGCACAACCUCUGUGUUCAGUGUUCAGUGUGGUUAUUAUCAUUUCAUGAUAUGCAAGAGCAUUUUUGCAGAGUGCUUUCUAUAGUUAGGUGUUUGGUGACAUAUCGCUGUAAUUACGUGUCCACUCUCCUCUCUUGGAGCAACAAUUACCUUUGAUUACUUUGUUUUUGUUCAGGAGCAUCCGCAAUGGCAUCAUACAUUUGGUGAAUAAUAGAAAGACUUUAUCCCUUAUCCCAAAGGUAUCCAUGCUGUGUGGGAAUUUUUCACACUUAUGCCAAGAAGUCAUUGUUGCCUUUGUUGAUUUUUUUUUUUUUAGUUUAGUUUUGUUUAUUUGUUUCUGUGCCCAGCCAUAUGUACAGUUUUGCCCCUUGCAGUAAGGAAAAAUAAUAAAGCCAAACAUUUCCAAAAGGGUUUUCCACUUACUUUUAUAUAAUAUACAAAUAUCUGGUGUGUUUCUAUUAUUUUACAACCAGUUUUCAUUGAAUAAUUUGUGAGCCAUAUUAGAAGUGUGACAACAACAUGUUCAACUGAAUUUGUUUGAAAUUGUGUGCGGGCAUUCAUGAUUCCUUGAAGAAUUAUCCUUCUCUAUGUAACCUAUACCAUGAUGGUGACAAUUAUGGUUUUAUGGUAAAUGACUUAGCAACUCAUGAAGUAAUUAUCAUUAAAUUUGGAUGUUAAUAUCCAUGUUCAGAGUUAAAAGCAAAACAGAGUUAACACAGCAAAACGGAAACAAAAUCUAUAUACAAACAUAACAUCCUCAUUGAGAGGAAUAUAUGAGGACCUAUUUUAAGUUCAUUUGAAAUAGAUCAGCAGGACCAGCUUUUGCAGGUGGAACCAUAAAAUAAAUUGCAGUUGACCUUGUCCAUUUGCUGCACUAAUGGACAGUCCUUUCGGAAGCAGUUUUUGUGCUUGUUUGUUUUGACUGCUUUUUUUCAGGUCUGCAUUUCAGAAGGGAAACAAAAUGGAGCACGAGCAGCUCUCAGCACAUCUGACUCUGAUGGCUUUAUUAUGAGAAAUGGCUGGAAAGCAGCACUGAACCUAAAUGUGACUGAACCUAAAUGUGACCCUGCUAGGAGUCACCUCAGUGGAAAUCUGCUUCACUGCCUGAACUUCUGCAUUUCAAAGAUAACAUUAUAAAGCAUUAGUUCUAGACUCAAGGUCUUAAAAGUAACGUGCAGUUCAGUCUAACGCCUCAAGACUCGGUCUAAACUGAGGCGUGACUUUGAAGUUUCUUGUGUUGGUGGUCUAUGGGUCAUGCAGGUCUGCUUCAAUAAAGUGCUGUUGUUGGGAUGCAUGCAGCGUUUAGCCUUAGCAGGCUGAUUAAUGUCUUUGAGGACAGGCAGAAAUGCCAUCUCAAUCGCAAUUUGACUUCCGAGGAUUUUCAAAGGGGCGGAGCGCCUUUUCAUGCCUGGGAGGAUUGCUUCAUUGCCUCUUUGUGAGUUUACAUGGAGGGGAGGGACGAACAUUUAAACCUGGGGAAAUGAGCAUAGGAAAUGGAGAGCGUGGGGUAAUAAUCAGAAAGUCAAGGUCUGCUCGGAUUCAGGUUCAGUCUGCAGACGCCAUUUUGCCUUUAUGGAUAAUUGUGUUUGGGUUGUUGAGUAUUUUAUCUCUGUGACGUCAGUCUGCAUUUUGCCUUUAUCCACCCACUCAUCCGCCAACUCACCUCUCCUUCUUUGUCUUCAUUUUUCCAUUUAAGCCCUCAUAUGCCCCUUUCCUUUUUCAGAUGUGUCACCUAAAAGCCACCACGUUGAUUUUGUUGAUCUUUUCUGUAUAUAUUUUGUUUCUCUUUUUCCUUUUCAGUUUGCCAAUGUUGUGACGAAUUAGUCUUAGCAGCAAAAGUCAAUAAAAUAAAUAUCUGCCAAGGGGAGAUAAAACAAU
This is a messenger RNA of Acanthochromis polyacanthus (spiny chromis), 5450 nucleotides long. RefSeq names its product protein disulfide isomerase family A, member 5 (gene pdia5). NCBI's taxonomy places the organism in Eukaryota, Metazoa, Chordata, Actinopteri, Pomacentridae. Gene Ontology annotation, biological process: protein folding. Gene Ontology annotation, cellular component: endoplasmic reticulum. The record is from RefSeq and is a predicted model, not a curated record. The transcript has 17 exons. Gene Ontology annotation, molecular function: protein disulfide isomerase activity.